AUGGCGCUCCACAAAAAUGCGUUGGCUUACGCCACCACCGAAAUAGCUGCUUCCAUGAUGAACUCGAUCUUCACUUUCUAUUAUGUCAAAUUAUUUCUCAACACGUAUAAAAUAUCACAAGAAUGGUUCAAUGUCGCACAGAUUAUAUACUUAUUAUGGAACGCAAUUAAUGACCCAUUAUUUGCAUAUUUCCAAGACAACUCAACGCAUUCUAUUUUCAAACGGCGACGUUAUUCAAUUCUUUUCGGUGCUCCCGUGUUUGCACUUAGUUUCCUGUUGCCGUGGUUUCCAUGGGCCGAAUAUAAACAAAAUGAUUGGCUAAUAGGAGUACAUUUAUUGGUAUCUGUGUGUGCCUAUGACGCGUUAUUCACGUUUGUAUUGCUCGCUCAGUGCACAUUGUACGCGGAAAUGUCGAAACAUCACGAUGAUCGGCUCCGUCUCACCCGUUACGGAGUGAUAGGUAACGUCAUCGGAUCUUCAUCCGUGUUUUGGUGUGAGUUACUCUCCAAUAGCCUCAAUAAUUUCAGGAUGUUCCAAAUAGUCUGUGUUCUUGUAGCGUUACUGAGUUGGUUGGCAAUGUCCUAUACGGGGUUGAAUGCCAGAAGCGAAUAUGACGUUGACGUGAAACGUCCAACAAAGGAUGUUGAACAGGAGGUAAAGAAUUCCGAAAACGAACCUCCGUUGUCAAUAUUUCGUGGAUAUUGGCAAAUAUUUCGCCAGAGAAACGUCCUUAUUCUCGUCAUGGUCAACUUUUGUACAGAAUUCCAUAUGACGUAUGGGAGAAAUUUCCUCAGUAUUCUCGCCAACGAACUUCUUCCCAGUGAACAGGUGUCUGAUUUUGUGAAGAAAUUGCUGUACGGUUCAGUGUUUGUUUUACCACAGGUGUUCGUCCUGCUAUGGAGUCCUGUUGUCCAAAAAGUUGGAGCGUUCAAAUUAUAUCAGAUGACGUUUUACAUCAAGAUAUGUACUGCAAUUCUGAUGUAUUUGAUCGGACCGUCACAUCCAUGGAUACUUGUUUGCUUUAUUCUGGUGGACACGAUUGUUCCCAAUGCUACAUCGCGAUAUUUAGGCAUAUUGAUGUCAGAUUGUAUUGAUGACGAUCUCAAGAAAUAUCGAAGAAGUUCUCCUCGAUCAUCAAUGUUUUUUGGCACAAAUGCAUUAUUCACCAAACCUGCUCAGUCGUUGGCGCCGAUGCUCGUGGUCGCCAUUCUGAACGAAAAUGGAUACGAACAAGUUAAAAUCGGAGAACACUUUGACCCGGAUGUAUUGGGGUAUAUGCGAAGGCGGCUACGUGACGGAAGUCGCCGAGGUGUAGAGGUUAUACGCGAAGUAUCGAAAAUGAAAGUCCACUACAACGCGUUUUCAUUUGCACUCAUCCAGUUUGCAUUGUCUAUGCUGAACUCACUCUUCACAUUCUAUUAUGUUAAUUUAUUUCUCAACACCUACAAAAUAUCACAACGGUGGUUUACUUUAGCCGAAGGUAUAUAUUUGUUUUGGAGCUCACUUAAUGACCCGUUAUUUGCAUAUAUUCAAGACACCUCCGCCGUCGCGAUUUUUCACCGCAGAAGACUUACUAUUUUGUACGGAGCGCCGCUUUUAGCUAUUAGUUUUAUACUACCGUGGUUUCCAUGGGGGGACUAUGAACACAAUGAAUGGUUAGCUGGUUUGCAUUUGGUUGUCUCGCUGUGUUUAUACGAUACCCUGCUGACGUUUGUAUUGCUUGCGCAUAGCGCCCUCUAUGCUGAAAUAUCUUUUCGUCAUGAAGAAAGAUUGCGGCUUACUAAGUACAGCCAGUUUGCUUCGCUGUUCGGAUCCAGUGCCGUGCUAUGGGCUGAGAUGAUCUCAAAUAAUUUCACUAAUAUCAGACGAUUUCAAGGGUUCUGUAUCAUGGUUGCAAUAACCAGCUGGCUGGCUAUGCAUAUAGCGGUGAAAUCACUAAAAAGUGAGUACGAGUCCCCUGCAGACGGGGAACGAAUCUGGGACCGUGAUCUCCUAUUGGACAAUGAACGGACAUCUAUAUGGACAUUGUAUAAACAGAUAUUCUCGCAAUGGAACCUGGUUAUUUUACUAUUUGUUAAUUUCUUCGCGGAAUUUCAUAUGACGUUUGGUAGAAAUUUCCUAAGUAUAUUUGCCGAUGAGCUCAUACCGUCGUAUCUUUUACCGAAUAUGUUGCGCAAAGCGCUGUAUGGAUCCGUCUUCAUAUUACCUCAGAUAUUUGUGAUUCUAACAACAUCCUUUGUCGAAAGGGUCGGUGGUUAUCGAGUGUAUUUAAUGCUGUUCUGUGUCAAGGUGUUCACUGCUAUAUUGCUGUAUAUGUCGUCAGCCCAUCCCUUGUUUCUGGUCAUGUUUUUCGUCAUAGAUACUUCACUACCAAUGGCGGCUUCUAAGUUAUUUAAUCUGCUAUUAGCGGAUAAUAUAGAUGCUGACAUGGAGAAAAACAAACGAGUAAACCCACUGUCAUCUAUGUUCUUCGCCGCUAAUGCCGUGAUUAUCAAACCGGCCCAAUCCAUCGCACCUAUCCUUAUCGUCGCCAUCUUGAAUAAAAAUGGUUUCCAAGACAUCCGCUCUGGAGAAACAACUGACCCGGAUAUAAUUGGUCAGCUACAUUACGUCAUGUUUCAAAUAGUGUGGCUUAUUCCAUUUGUGUGUGGGUUGGUACAGAUAGCGCUGUGGUUGAAAUACACGCUGCGGGACAGUCACUUAACUAGCCCUAAAACUGUCAGCACCAUUUUUGUGUCUAAUAUUUAAAGCUCAGUGAAGGAAGAACAUUUAGCAUUAUAAAUCGUCUUAGGUUUUUUCAAUAUCCUGUGUUUAUUCUGGAAUUAGAAAGCUCUCGCUCAGUUGUGUUCAGCCUGAGUAACAAUUCGGCAACUUGCAUGCAGUUUUUCUACGCCAUCGUUUUUUUUACGACACCCGAGCAAAACUACGAACGAAUAAAGCCAACAUGCCAUUCUCGAAACAAAACAAAAUAUUAGAUACACUGGACCAAGUAUUGCAAUGGGUUUUAGGGGACAAAAGAAAGGUGGAGAGAUGAUCUCACAUGUCUUGCUAUGUUUAAAAAUAGUACGAGGCAUUUUUAAAUUAAUAUAUGCUGUGUCAGUUUGUAUCUGACUUUAGGUAUCUAUUGAAAAUUUACUAUUUAUUCUAUAAAUAUACUGUAAUUAUCUUAUUAGGACCACAGGGUCAUUAUUCUAUUUAUUGUACAUGGGUAGAAUCUGAAUAAUGUCUUUUAAAGAUAGGCGUUGAACUUUUUGAGUUGGUGAAAACGCCACAAUAAACUGCAUGCAUGGGAAAUCCAUUUCAUGCGGAGCGUUCUUAAGACAAUGCAGUGCAUCAUGGGAAU
Molecule: messenger RNA, 3343 nt
Organism: Saccoglossus kowalevskii
Lineage: Eukaryota; Metazoa; Hemichordata; Enteropneusta; Harrimaniidae
Product: solute carrier family 68 member 1-like
Source: RefSeq, a predicted model, not a curated record